Messenger RNA from Phragmites australis (common reed), 863 nucleotides. Its product is annotated as cytochrome c oxidase copper chaperone 2-like. Gene Ontology annotation, molecular function: copper chaperone activity; copper ion binding. Lineage: Eukaryota; Viridiplantae; Streptophyta; Magnoliopsida; Poales; Poaceae. The record is from RefSeq and is a predicted model, not a curated record. Gene Ontology annotation, cellular component: mitochondrial intermembrane space. Bases 257 to 481 code for a protein of 74 amino acids. The transcript is spliced from 2 exons.
CUCGCGUGCGGCGUCGCUGAGUCUUGCUUCUUCCCCCUUCGACUUGGAGAUUGUUGUGAAGUCAGACCCGAAUCGCGGAUCUGAGUUUGCGCCCGCGCCCCCUGAGCUCUUCCGCUCCAAGCUACCAACUCGCCACCUCCACACGUUAAGCUUGUUGAGCUACUACGCCAGGCGGGACUCCUAUUCGAGAAUCCAACUGUUGAUUGUCCUGUUCUAUUUGGAAAGUGUUCCAUUGCUGUUUCAAUUCAUCUCAGAGAUGGGGAACACUCCAUCUGGGAAAUCGGAGGCUUCAAGUUCAUCAGAGAAACCUGCACCACCUGCUCCUGCAACCGAGACAAAACUGAAAAAGAAGAUCUGCUGUGCUUGCCCAGAUACAAAGAAGUUGAGAGACGAUUGCAUCGUGCAGAACGGCGAGGACGCCUGUGGAAAGUUGAUUGAAGCCCACCUACAAUGCCUGAGAGCUGAAGGGUUCAACGUCUGACGCCUUGCCCCAUCAUGGCGACUCCACACUCACUUCUGUGAUAGUCUGAUUUUGAUCAUGAACUACGUGAUGAAUAAAAAUAUCAGGUAGAGUGAUAGGGAGAACUCACUGUUCCAUUUUUCAGAUUUUAAAAACACUCACUAAAAUAUGCCAGUUUGCAAAAGGGUAUAUGCCUUCUUAGACCAUCUCCAGCAGCUACCUCAAAUUUUCAUCCUCAAAAAUACUAUUACAGCAUCCUCUAUCACUAUUACAGCGUCCCUUAUUUUUUCAUCUCCAGCAGCUACCCAUUUCCUAUCUUCUACUCCUCUUUUUCUCUCUCUGGAUCCGUAUGUCAGCCUCUGUAAACAGUGUUGCUACAGUGUUACUACUGUAGCACUGGAUA